This is a messenger RNA of Caenorhabditis angaria, 826 nucleotides long. The record is from the annotation of a GenBank genome assembly. Lineage: Eukaryota; Metazoa; Nematoda; Chromadorea; Rhabditida; Rhabditidae.
AUGAAGGUGAAACGGUAGGUUUUCUAUUUUUUCUAAAAAAAAAAAAAGGAAACUUUUUUAAAACCGAAAAAAUAUUUCAGAAUCAAGCGAGCUAACAGAAUCUUAACAUUCUUCAAAUACAAUUAUAAAUUCAACGCGCCCUAUAAAGUUCUAAUGGACGGCACAUUUUGCAAUGCAGCUCUUCAAGAACAAAUCAAUUUAGCCGAGCAAAUUCCCAAAUAUCUAACAGAAGAGACUCAUUUAAUGACAACAAAUUGUGUGCUGGAAGAAUUGAAGAAAUUCGGACCACUGUUAUACGGAGCGCUGGUGAUUGCGAAGAAGUUUGAAAUCGCCGAGUGCAAUCAUAAGAAUCCGGUGAAAUCCGCUUCCGAUUGUUUGGCACAUUUGGCGAGAAGAGCUGCAAGUGGAAAACAGAAAUACUUUAUUGCCACACAAGAUGAUGAAUUGACUGAGAAAUUGAGAACUAUUGUUGGGACUCCUGUGAUGUACAUCAAGUUCAAAACAGUGCUUUUAGAUAAUGUGAGAAGCUCCGCUGGAAUUUUUGAUAUAAAAAAUCUUUUUCCAGAUCUCCGAAGCCACGAAAAACGGCGCCAAUAGCACUCAGAAGGAUAUCACCCAACUCAAAGAGCUCAAAAAACAACUUCUCGCUCCAAAAGAUCUCGACAAAAAGAAAAAGAAGAAGCGAAAAGGCGGUGCAAAUCCUCUCUCCUGCAAGAAAAAAGUGAUGAAAAUCUCGGAAGUUUCAAGAACUGGCGAGAGAACUGCGUCUGGAAAAAGAAAGCGAACGAAAAAGAAGGAAAAGGGCUCUGGAGAGGAGUUAGCCUAA